Molecule: messenger RNA, 726 nt
Organism: Cladophialophora immunda
Lineage: Eukaryota; Fungi; Ascomycota; Eurotiomycetes; Chaetothyriales; Herpotrichiellaceae
Exons: 2
Coding region: 181-492 (103 amino acids)
Source: RefSeq, a predicted model, not a curated record
CAAGAGUGCAGAGUCCGGAGUUCGAGACACGCGAGGCGAGGGUGAUAUCACGCCCUCCUUGACUCUUGAAUUAUACAGCGCCACCAUCAAUAUUGGAUGUUUUGAGGAAUCCAGUGCAACUCAGCACAUCCAGAGCCAUCGAUUUGCGGAAACAAAAAUCCACCAGCAACCCCCGUCACGAUGUCAUCAGACCAGUCUUCGUCAGAGUCCCAAGCCUCAAUGCUCGGCGGGCAUGUCAAGUACGUGCAAGGUGCCAUCUCCUCCGCAGUGGGAUACGAGUCCGGGGCGCAGACAAAAGCCGAGGCCAUGCAAGAGAUGAAGGACGCGAAAGCUCAGUCAGAUUCCACCCAAGGACAGCCCGCCCAGUCAUCGGUUUUGGGAGUGGUUGAGAACGCAGCGGGCAGGGUCACGGGAUGCGAAGGCAUGGUUGAUGAGGGGAAUAAGAGGAUGCCAGAGAAGAGGGGUGUGGAGGAGCAGAGUGGCACGGGCUGAACAAUGUAAACGAAAGUGAGAAGGAAGAGCGAAAGGUGCUCACGGAUAUACACCCGAGGAGAUGAAGAUUCAGCAAGGCUGCGCGCACGCAAAGUGCAGACCCGUUGCGGCGUUCUGGCGAGUACUCCUCUUUCUCAGGCCAUCAACUUGACAUUUUUCUGGUCUUGCCAAAUUCUCAAUCCACGCAAUAUGAGUUUCACCUUCGAGUCGGCGGAAGACGUCGAUUAUUCCCUG